AUGGGUGAGGCCGCGCCGUGGCGUUGGGAGCACUGUACCCAUGUCGACCCGGCGGGCUAUUGCAAUGACAUCAUCUGUGCCUACUGGCAACAGCAAGACGCGUUCAACCGUUGGCGUAAGAGAAGCGACGUCCGCGCUUGGGCCGAUACUGACAACAAGGUGGGCACAUGGAUCGAGGCGCUAAACUGCCCCACCGCGCAGAUGGAAACUUCUUAUUCCAAUGAGCAGCCCGACUGGGGACUGGUCGAUCAAUGCCCGGUUCAUGUUGAUGAGUUUCAUGGCUACUUCGGUGCGAUGCGUGACCGGAUUGAGGCGGCUGAGGACGCUGGUCUUCCGGCGGCGCAGCGAAGUCUGGCCAAGUCAGACAUCAGCCAGGAAACCUUCGGUCGUCAACUUUGGGUAGACCUGCCCGACAACAUCUGUUUCAUCCGCACCGUACAGGGUUGGAAUGACUGUGAUGAAAAACAGAGGGCUGAUUUUUCCGAAACAAUGUUACCGGUCUACCAUACUGGCGUAGAGUACCUGCGCGACAACCCACGCGACACGAACUGUGUUUCUGCGCGUUUGGUGGAAAUGGUUGGCGGCUCGGACCAAAUUCAAACGCAGACGCUGGCCUGGUUCCUUGGGCUAGCCGAUCUCGAGCGGUGGGCGCAUGCACAUCCAACCCACCAUGCCAUCCUCAAUGGAAUGACGGCGUUUGCCGAACGCUACGAGCUGGAUAUUCAGAUCGUGCUCGGGCAUGAGGUUUACGUCGUGCCUUUCGGCCACAGCCACAUCGAAUACUCCAACUGCCAUCCACAGACCGGUUUUUUACGGUUUUUUCAAGGCCAGCAGAGAUAG
Molecule: messenger RNA, 840 nt
Organism: Nerophis lumbriciformis (worm pipefish)
Lineage: Eukaryota; Metazoa; Chordata; Actinopteri; Syngnathiformes; Syngnathidae
Source: RefSeq, a predicted model, not a curated record